UUGUGUAGGUUAAAUUUGCUGGUGAAUUAGGGACUGAUGCCAGGGGUGUUAGAAGAGAACUGUUCACUCUUUUGGAAAAAGAAGUGAAGCCUAAAUAUAUUGACAGUGUUGGGUGCUUUAAUCAUAACAUAUGUGCUCUAUAUGAAAAUGUAUACUUCAGACUAGGACAGCUAGUAGCCAUGUCCGUUGUGCAGGGAGGAUUGGAUGGAUCUUCAUUUGUGGUGUCACCAAGUACGUACAAAUUCAUUUCGGGCACAUCAAUUAGCAAGAUAAGUGAGACUGUUAGUGUUAGUGAGGUUUCUGAUACUCUAGUAAGAGACUUUCUUAAUAAAAUGUCAAUAGCUGACAAUGUUGAAGAUUUCAGGCAGUUGUACUCUGAAAACUUUUCUCUUGUGUCUGAGAACGGUGUGACCAAACCAUAUUGCAGCAUUUCUCUCGAAGAAAAGGACGAUAUAAGAAAAAUGAUAUGCUUAAAUUUUAUAAUAAUGAAGUGCCUUGCUGAGUUACAACAGUUCUGUUCAGGUCUGGAGUCCUUAGAAGUACUAGAGGAAAUUAGGAAAAGUCCCGAUGAAUUUGAGUCAUUCUUUUUAAGAAAGAAAGAACUUUCAGCAGAGACUGUAUUCAAAAUUGUGUCCAUGGAUGUUACUUAUUCUUUGGAGGAAGAAGAGAGACAAAAGGAAGAGUGUACUUUAGCUAUGUUUUUGAACUACCUUGAAGAUAUUCAGAAAGGUUUGGUUUGUGAUGAAAGUAGGACUGUGAACCUAUAUAGGACACAUUCUUCAGUUCUUUACAGGCAGUAGUCACAAUAGUUAUGAAGAAAUCACAGCGGGGUCAGUCAACUUCUCUCACACUAACAAGUAUCCGAGAGCGUCCACUUGUAUUAAUGAAAUAACAUUACCAGCAAAGUAUGCAGGUGAUUAUGGUAUGUUUAGCGAUAAUAUGACAAAAGGUGUACUGGAUAACGGUGGAUUUGGAAGGAUAUAAUUCAUUUGUCAAUGUCAUCACUGUUAACUAUUAUUAUAUUUCAUUAAUUUGCUUAAGUUCUCAUUUAUUCAUCAGACUGUUAUUCUCAUUACACAAAAGUGUCUUGCUUACUAUUUACUAUA
This is a messenger RNA of Amphimedon queenslandica, 1106 nucleotides long. RefSeq lists its product as uncharacterized. The record is from RefSeq and is a predicted model, not a curated record. NCBI's taxonomy places the organism in Eukaryota, Metazoa, Porifera, Demospongiae, Haplosclerida, Niphatidae. The transcript has 5 exons. Bases 180 to 800 code for a protein of 206 amino acids.